Molecule: messenger RNA, 951 nt
Organism: Saimiri boliviensis boliviensis (Bolivian squirrel monkey)
Lineage: Eukaryota; Metazoa; Chordata; Mammalia; Primates; Cebidae
Source: RefSeq, a predicted model, not a curated record
GAGGGGAGAAGUAUGCAAUCAGAAAGCAUUCUAUAUUAACUCCUGUCCAGCAAGAGUGAAAGAAAAUUCAUGGGAACCUGCAAGAACAAAGGGCACAGCAAAGCUGGAACAAACACAGCAAUCCAGGCAGGGGAUUUCCAACUCAUCUGCUAGUAUAUAUAAGCUGGAUGCAAAUUCCUUUUUCUGUCUCAUUUCUGCCCCCUUGACUGCAGAGAUGGCUCGCAAUGCUUCCAGCCUCUGUGUACAUGUCCUUUCCAAGGAAUGGGAUUUAAUGACUUUUGAUGUCAACCCAGAUGACAGCAUGAAGAAAAUCAGUGAACAUGUCUGUUCUAAGACCAAGAUUCCUGUCCAGGGCCAGGUUCUUCUGAUGGGGUCCAAGGUCCUAAAGCCACAGAGAAGACUCUCAUCUUAUGGCAUUGACAAGGAGAAGACCAUCCACCUCACUCUGAAAGUGGUGAAGGCCAGUGAUGAGGAGGUGCCCUUGACUCUCAUGGAGUCAGGUGAUGAGGGGCAGCCACACCUCCUCCAGGUGCGAAGAACAAGCUCAGUGGCACAGGUGAAAGCAAUGAUCAAGACCAAGACAGGUGUAACCCCUGAGACCCAGAUUGUGACUUGCAAUGGAAAGAAACUGGAAUAUGGGAGAAGAUGGCAGAUUACGAAAUCAGAAAGGGCAAUUUACUCUCCCUGACACAUUAUUCCAUUGGAGGGUGACCACCCUGGGGACUGGGUGUUGGCGGGGGUCAAAAAGCCUAUUUCUUUUAAUCUCUUACUCAAUGACCACAUCCUUUGAUGAUAUCCUAAAAUUAAUGAGAAUGAGAGGAGUAGGGUAAGAUUUGGAUGGGAUGGGUAGGAUGAAGAAUAUUGUCCAACUCUAUGUUUCUUUGAUUCUAACACAAUUAAUAAGUGGCAGGAUAUUUAAAAUGUAUUACUGAGAAUAGAAAAUAAUUUUUU